GCCAGAGUUCCCCUGCAAGCCGCUUUAUAAAGCGCUAAAAUUACACGCCAGCGACGUGGUUUCCUGACUGCCCCACAAUUGGCCGAGCCCGACCGGGGACGGGGACUUAUAAAAAGGAGCCCUCCUACUCGCAGCACACAGCCGGGCGAGAACACUUGUUGCGGAUCAAGCGGGGGAAAAAAGGCGCACGGAUUUACGCGCAGCUUUUUUUUGUGUUGCCACGCAAAACCAAAACAUGGCUCUAUCGGGAGUGAUGCUGCCCUCCUUCUCCACAUUCACCAACGCCAGAGAGAAGCCGUGGGAACACAGGUGGAAAGCAGAAAGCGACAAGCCCCCCUCAUCCGGGGUCUGCUCCAUGCUGGAGACAAUGCACGGGGUGGAGAACCUGUGCGCCAAAAAGGACGACGAGGAUCUGAGCAACUACUUGGAUCUGGAUUUUAUUCUGGCCAACAGCACCGCCUACGUGGCUCCGUCCGAUCCGGGGGUGUACAGCGAGGAGGCCGCCUUCCCAAACGCGUCCGGGGACCACAGGUCCCCGCCACCACCGUACGGUGCCAGCCUCAUGACGGAGCUGCUGCGCUCUGAGCCCGGAGGUGGCGGUGGCGGCGGCUACGGCGCAACGCGUAGCCCCCCCGCAGUGCAGGGCAGGUUUUACGUCAACACCACGCCGUUCCCGCGCCAGGACAUCAAAGUGGAGCCCCCCAUGGAGAGCUACGGCCCCGUGAUGGGUAUGGUGCCUCAAAGCUGCAGCAAAAUCAAACAGGAGGGGAACGUUUCCUGCAUGAUGUCCUUCGAGCAGCCCCGAGUGGCCAUCUCCCCCUUGACGCCCCCUCUCAGCCCGGACGAGCAGGCGGCCUCGGACAUGUGCCCGCAGAUGAGCUGCUUCUCCGGUCACAAGUACCACAACCCGACCUCCUUCCAGCACGCACCCCAUCACAUGCACAUGGCCUACCAUGGAGGGCACCACCCGGCUUUCGGCGUCUACGACGAAGCCCUCAGCAUGCAGCCCGGCGCUCAGAGAGUGAUGCUCACGCCGCCGUCCUCCCCACUGGAGCUUCUGGAGGCCAAGCCCAAGCGGGGGCGACGCACCUGGCCGAGGAAGCGCACCGCCACGCACACCUGCACCUUCGCCGGCUGCGGGAAGACGUACACGAAGAGCUCGCAUCUGAAGGCGCACCUGCGCACGCACACGGGUGAGAAGCCAUAUCACUGCAGCUGGGAAGGCUGCGGAUGGAAGUUCGCCCGUUCGGACGAGCUGACGCGUCACUUCCGGAAACACACCGGACACCGGCCCUUCCAGUGUCACCUGUGCGAGCGGGCCUUCUCCAGGUCUGAUCACCUCGCACUGCACAUGAAGAGACACAUGUGAAGGACUCACUUGGGUGGGGGGGGGGUUAGUUGUUGGGAUGUUUUUGAUAUUUAAAAUAUUUCCACGUGACCAAAGACUUUUGUUAUAUAUAUAUAUAUAUAUAUAUGAUUCUAAUAUUAAGAAUGUUAUCCAAUAAUGUGGCUGGUACUACUUUGCUUGGAAAAAAAGGGGCUGGCCCUGUACCUGAUGCAUCUCAAUACAUGGGAAUAUCUUAGGAAAACUAUAAUAUUCCAUAUAGUACAGAGCUGAAGAAUGUAUUUCUUCAUAUUUGUGCUGACGGCGGCCAUUAAAAAGCAGUUUAUGCCUGAUAUCCCCAUGUAUUGAGAUGUAAUCCAUAUUCUGCUCUGCAUUGACACAACUGGAAAGCUGCGUGUGAUACACAAGUGCCUUUCUAUGACUCUGCUACUGUUGACGGUGACACACACACACCACUUUAGUAGACAAUCUUGUCCGCAGGAAGUGCAAAAGACAAUGUUUUUUCCCAAAGAAAACUGCCUCAAUGAAUGAACUGAAUGGCUUAAUUAUUAUUAUUAUUAUUAUUAUUGUGUGGUGAUUCCAGCCCCCUUGUGUACACUAUCAGGGCUUGACGUCCUGUGCAUUAUUUUGUACUUAAAUAUAUAUAUAUGUACAUGAUUUUAUACUGCCAAAUGUGUAUUUAUUGUAAAUAUUAAAAUCU
Doryrhamphus excisus (bluestripe pipefish) is the source of this 2045-nucleotide messenger RNA. RefSeq names its product Krueppel-like factor 2. Gene Ontology annotation, molecular function: RNA polymerase II cis-regulatory region sequence-specific DNA binding; DNA-binding transcription factor activity, RNA polymerase II-specific. Lineage: Eukaryota; Metazoa; Chordata; Actinopteri; Syngnathiformes; Syngnathidae. The record is from RefSeq and is a predicted model, not a curated record. Gene Ontology annotation, biological process: regulation of transcription by RNA polymerase II.